GUAACAGUUAUCUAGGCGGCAAAAGUUUCAUGUCUGCCCGUUAAGUUAAUGUGGGAUAUUUAUCAAUUAAAAUAAUGCAAUAUAGUUUAUUAAGUGCUCAAUUAAGGUGCUAUAGGUUGCUAUUGCGGCAGCAAGCACAUUUUAUCAACCGUUGCUACAGUGAUGAUAUCAGAAACAUUGGUAUUUUGGCACACAUUGACGCAGGCAAAACCACAACAACGGAACGCAUGCUUUUCUAUGCAGGGAAGACUCGAUCUUUGGGUGAGGUGCAUCGCGGCAAUACGGUUACAGAUUACCUUACACAAGAGCGCGAGCGAGGCAUCACUAUUUGCAGCUCAGCAGUUACAUUUGCCUGGAAUGGUAAGCGUAUUAAUCUGCUAGACACGCCCGGACAUAUUGAUUUCACGAUGGAGGUGGAGCAGUCUCUAUAUGCUGUGGACGGCGUAGUUGUUGUCUUAGACGGCUCGGCUGGCGUGGAAGCUCAAACAGUUACCGUGUGGACACAGGCAGACAAGCACAGGCUGCCGCGGCUUGUUUUCGUUAAUAAAAUGGAUCGUUCAGAUGCUAUUUUUGACAAAUGCAUUGACGAUUUAAAGGCGAAGCUAGAUGCUAAGCCCAUUUGCACGCAGCUCCCGGCGAAGAACGUUGACGGACAGUUAGGCAUAUAUGAUGUAAUUACAUUGGAGCAGUUGACUUGGCAACAGAACGAUUUUGGUCGAACUUAUAGUAUUGCUAAACUAGAAUCAUCUUUUGAAAUUCGUGAAUUGCAUGAAAAACGCAAUGAACUAAUCGAUCAGUUAUCCGGAGUCGACGACGAGCUAGCUGAGGUUGUCAUUAGCACUGAGAGUUUUGACAAAGUCAGCAAUGAGUUAAUUGUUCAAGCCCUGCGGCGCGCCACAUGCCAGCAGAAGGUUGUGCCCGUGCUGCUGGGCUCUGCUUAUAAAAAUAUUGGCAUACAACGUUUAAUGGAUGCCGUAAAUGCUUAUUUGCCAACACCAAAGGAACGCAAUCAGAUAUAUAACUGUUUUGGAGAUGAUCUUGCGGGUAAGGUUUUUAAAAUUGUCCACGACAAGCAGCGUGGACCUCUUACUCUGGUACGCAUGCUGCGCGGCGAGUUGAAGCGUGGAAUGCGUGUGCUCUCUUCCCGUGGACAAGCGGAGGUUAUAGCGAAAAUCUAUGAGCCACUGGCUGAUGAAUACCGAGAGGUGAGCUCCGUCCGAGCAGGUGAUGUGGCCAUAUGUGCGGGCCUUAAGUCAACAGUUACUGGUGAUCUGCUUACAUCCAGUCAUACGUCCCUGAAGAAUGCACAGAAACGUCUGGUUCAGAGUCGUGAGGCGGCAGCUCCACAGUAUGAUGAGGACGAGUUGGAUGUUAACCAUGAGCUGUUUUCAAUUGAGCCCAAAAUUCCUGAUGCUGUCUACUUUUGCUCCAUCGAGCCGCCCAGCUUAUCAACGCAAACAGCCAUGGAACAAGCGCUCAAACAACUACAGCGUGAAGAUCCCAGUCUGCGGGUAAGCUACGAUACAGUUACUGGGCAAACUGUGCUUGGCGGCAUGGGUGAAUUACACAUGGACAUCAUCAAAUCGCGUCUGCUAAGUGAGUACAAAAUUGAUGUUGAUCUGGGUCAGCUACAAAUUGCCUACAAGGAGACUAUCGAAACGCCGGCCAUAACAACUUUAAGUGUGGAAAAAGAUAUUGCGGGCAGUAAGCAAAAUGUAAAUAUAACGCUACAACUUGCCAAUAAUCAGAACGAGCUGUUCAGCUUAGAUAAAUCGCCAGAGAACGUUCAAAAUCUCAAUGCACUGCGUCCUCGCGUCCUUCAAGUGCUGCGAAAAGGAGCAAUCGGUGCUUUGGAGCGGGGACCACGUGUUGGCGGUCAAGUUGUAGAUACUCAAAUACGUCUGCACAAUGUCACUGUGGGACGGGGCACUGCCGAUUCAUUUGUCAUGGCGGCGGCGGCACAGUGCGUGCAAAAGCUGCUGUGUAUAAGCGGCACACGGCUUCUGGAGCCUAUCAUGGCCAUGCAAAUUGUGGCGCCCAAUGAACGUAUAUCUGGGAUUAUAGCGGAUCUCUCUAGGCGGCGAGCGCUCAUAAAAGACGUAAUGCCUAAGGGAGAUAGGAAUAAGCUUAUUUUGGUGAAUGCUCCCUUGGCCGAGCUUUCCGGAUAUUCCAGUGCACUACGAACCAUUAGCUCUGGCACGGCCAGCAUGACAAUGCAACCCUGUGGUUUUUCGGAAAUGAACGCCGCGGAUGAGUCGUUAGCUGUACGCCGGGCCCAGGGAUUAGAUUAACAUAAUUCUGCACCAUUUAUUGUCUAGUUUUAUUUAAUGUAGAUCACAGUAAGCUGGGUUGGGAGGCUUACAAGUUCUUAGUACAUUACUAAAUAGUAUAGUACAAAAGAAAAUGUGAAAAUUAUCGCACGUGGAAUAUUAUAAAAUUUGGUGAUAAAAUUUAUGUCGUUCGUAUUUUCGGUUAAACUCUUUAAACGGUCCAUACAUAGACAUUACAAAAUCAACUGAAAGUUUUCUUCUAUUUAAGCUGUAAACUACCGGUGCAAGCUCUUGGACGCUGCGGCAUGGCAUACUCUACGCAGAAAGUGUUCUUUCAUGUGCCGUUUAUGAACGAGACGCUUGAAUUUUAUUGCCAAGACCCAUGUGUCAAGCUAAAAAGUUAUCCGUCUACAAUCGAUGAUCGCUCGUGGGCAGCCAGUGACGAUAAAAAGUCUCGUUUUGUGUCCGAUCUUGUAGGUUGCAAUACACCGUCGAUCCGGCGCAAGGAUGAAAGUGGCGGAAAUCAAAAGCCCGGUCCGGCAGGCCAAGACUAUCCACAGCAGCAGAACGGUUAUGGAGGUCCAGAACAGGGACAGAACCAGCGAGGUUAUGACGGCCAAGGACAGGACCAGGGCGGUGAUGGAGGUCAAGGACAGGACCAGGGCGGUUAUGGCGGUCAAGAACAGGACCAAGGGGGCUAUGGCGGUCCAGAACAAGACGGCCGGGGACAGGGCGGAUGGAGUGGUUGAGACUUAAGUCAAGGGGCGGACGGUGUGGGGCGGUCGGCGAGACUCAAAAAUAGGCUUGAUGGUGAUCAGGGUUCGGUCUGGGUUAAGGUCAGGGAAAUAUGAUUACUGAUAUCCAUACCUUAAAGUCCGGGUGGUUGGUGUGGAGGGGGUCCAUUCCAGGGACUGAAAGGCCGUGACGGCGCAGAAUCAGGAGUGUCAAGGCCCCAGCGACUGGAGGAAGACCGAGUAAUAGUCAAUGCGCCUCAGAAGAGCCAGGGCAAAAACACCAGGAUCUAGGCGUACUAAGCUAAGAGGUCCGCGUCGGAGUCGAAGCCCAGGACGACGAAGUUGAGAUGAAGUAUACGACUUAAAGGCAUGUAUAGAUUGACAGCAUCGCGAUUGGUCCAGAAAAAAGGACCAAGUCGAGUCUUAACGAACAGGCCUGUUAUAUUUGUGACAUGGAGAAUGGCAUUCAGGAAAUGCAGGAUUUGCAAACACAUUGGGGAAGUCCUAAAGUGUCGCUGCAACAAGUGCUCACCCAAUCGGGACUGCAGUGCACAGACCUUAUGCAAAUGAAAAUCGAUGUUUUAUGCAACGAGUUGCGAAAACUUUACUACGCUUUUAAUGCCUAAGGUUCCCAGUGCCAGCAGCUAAUGAUUUGAUUUUUAUGUGUCGAUGCAUGCCAAAGCAUAAAACUGAGCGUUUAAGAAAUCUGAUAGUUGCAGUGAUAGUUGUUUCAAGGACACUGAGAUGGAGGAUGAUGGAGAUAUAACAUGUUAAUGCCGUGCCAAAAAUGAUUUUAUGUCCAGCCCAAAAGACGUUUAAUACUUUUAAAUCUCUAGUUGAAUAUAAAAAAAUUAUAAGUGCACAAAUAUGAA
Molecule: messenger RNA, 3876 nt
Organism: Drosophila montana
Lineage: Eukaryota; Metazoa; Arthropoda; Insecta; Diptera; Drosophilidae
Gene: mRRF2
Product: mitochondrial ribosome recycling factor 2
Exons: 10
Coding region: 75-2291 (738 amino acids)
Biological process (GO): ribosome disassembly; mitochondrial translation
Cellular component (GO): mitochondrion
Molecular function (GO): GTP binding; GTPase activity
Source: RefSeq, a predicted model, not a curated record